AGGAGCUGCGGAGGUUCUUAGAUGUUGGUGUAGCAGGUUUAGAUUUCUUGAGCUAGUAGCUGGCUGUGGCGACAAAAAUUUUUACAAGCGUCGACAGUUGAAUCCAAUGUUUCCCUACGUGCCCGUGGCGUGAUAAAAACAAAGUAUAAGUACCAUUUUUCUAGGACGAAAAUAAGAAUGGUUUCACUGCUCCUCGUUGCCUUGUCUUUUGCGUCUCCUCUGGCUUGCUAGUUUGGCUCUUCGCUCUGAGACUCGACAAAACCGAUAUCUUAUUCUUUAUCUUUAUUGCGGUUCCAAAGCGACCCUGCGAAGAAGAUGGACGAACGAUACCAGAAUCGACGAAAAAAUUACAAGAAAGGUGUCUAGUACUUGUCCAUUUUCAAUGCAGGUAGCAACGAUGUCUAUGUCAAAAACUGAGUGUCGUGACUACCAUGAAUAUCUCUCAAACACAUAAAAAAAUAGAGUUUUCCUUUUUACUUGCAGCCAGUAGUUGCACCAAAAACCAAACAGGCAUUUCUUCAGAGGACUUCCGGAGGCAGCGAGAAGAUGAUGCCGUCCAAGUGCGAAAGGCGGCAAAGGAGGCCACCCUCAAUGCCAAAAGGCUGCAAUUGCAGCAAGGUGGGUCACAACCAUCCUCAGGCGUUGCAACAAGCAGCAAUGGGCACCAGCCACUGUCUGGAGGUGGAACGGGAAUCGCGGACACCAAUCAUGUCCCACUACAGCCAGAUACCCUCCAUCAGAGUCAGAUGCAGAUGCAAGGUCUUCAAGAGAUGCAGAUCGGAACUACGACAGCAUCUUCUUCUAGCACAGGAGGAAAUACUAAUAUGGCUGGAGCCUUGGCAGCGGCACAGUAUGAGCUAGAAUUGCCGCAGUUGAUACAGACAAUAGCCCACGGGACGGUCGUAGACAAGUUACCUGCGGUGAAAAAGAUACGACAGUUACUGUCUAUGGAGCAGAGUCCGCCGAUUCAAAAGGUACUGCCUUUGACGUGAUCUUGAUAUUAUGAAGUGUCUUCUUGUUUUGGCUGGUAUACUAGAUAGGAGAAGCUACAAUGAUGUGACCGCAAAUACGACAAGACUAUCUAUGAAGAUGGUGCUUAUUGUUGUAUGAGAGAUUGUCACUAUGACGACGAGUCGUAUCAGACAUCAUCACAGUCUAGGUAAUCAACCUGGAAACCUACUGCUACCCUAAAAAUCAAUCAACAAAGGUAAUCGAUUGUGGUUUAGUGCCGCAGUUAGUCCAGUUUCUGCACGAGCCGAGCCGGAACGCCGUCGACCCCAGUGUUACAGAUAGCGACACUUUAGAAGCCUUGGCGAAAAUAAGGUUUGAAGCAGCGUGGUCCCUGACGAACAUUGCGAGUGGAACGGAAACACAAACCCAGACGGUGAUAGAUCAUGGCGGAAUCCCGGCUUUUGUUUUAUGAAAUUGCUUGAUGGACGAGUUGUUAAAGUUAACGGAACCAGGCAGCUUUGAAUGAGUUGCUACGUGGUUCGAAUGAAUGAAUGUUAAAUGAUCAUCUGGCGAUGAAGUUCUUAUAUGAGAAUGAGUCUCGAAGAUUCUUGAUUGCUUACAAAAAAGAUGGGACACGAGCAACAAGAGCCAUCAAAGAAAUGCUACUUGAAUUGCGACGAUUAGUGUACUCAAGCGAUCCCAAAACUACAAGUCUAUUUUUCGUCUUGUUUCUCGUCUCCUUUCAUGUUCCCGGCUGCUGUCGUCGAAAGACUCGGACGUGCGCGAGCAGGCCAUGUGGGGUUUGGGCAAUAUCAGUGGCGACAGUCCCUCAACAAGAGACCUUGUGCUUAGGGGUUUCCACAUUACAUCCCUCACCAACAUCCUUGGCCUUUUUUCAAGUAGAAAAUAUAAUAGGGGAAGGAUGUUGUUCUGAAGAAUGUGGGAGUGUGGGAGAAACGACCUUUAAUGUCCUCAAUGCGGGCGCUCUAGCACCCAUUAUGGAACAGGUGAAGCACUCUCAGAGUGCCGAACUGCUUCGGAAUGCGACGUGGACGCUGUCAAAUUUGUGUCGGGGGAAGCCAGCACCAGCCUUCGAGGCAGUGCAACCCUGUCUAGCAGUGCUGCAAACGCUGAUAUAUCACCAAGACCUAGAGGUGGUGAUCGACGCGUGUUGGGCGUUGAGCUACUUUUCCGAUGGUACUACUUACCCGAUGAUUGCAGCUGUUGAAUUUUUUGAAAAUUGUUGUAAAGGAGUUGCAUAUAGUACAGGGGUAUACACAUUGAGAAGUUAUACGUCGACGUACAGCUCCUACUUUGAUUAAGUAUAGUUCAACUCAUCUCUAGUUCUAUUGACGACUACCAGGUGACCGUGCAGCAGAGCGAAUUGACGCUAUAAUCAACGCCGGUGUUUGUAGACGGGCUUGCGAGCUGCUAUCUCAUGCCGAUUAUCUCGUUGUCAUUCCUGCGUUGCGUCUAGUGGGAAACAUCUGCGUGGGGAACGAUUAUCAGACUGAUGUAUUUUUUUUCAUUUUGUCUUUCUUUCAAUGAUAUAAUUUCUGACUUUAUGAUCCUUCCUAUCUGAAACUGCAUGUACAAUGUAUCAACGUCUUCAAUAUCAACGUCUUCAUCAUCGGAAGUUCUGAUUUUGAAUUGGAGUUUCUUUCUCUCUCAAUGAUUGAGAUGUUCACUUGCAACCAACAUCCUCUCUCUUCAGCACUUGCAUCUUCAUCAUCCCUAUUGAAACAACGUCAACUACGUACUGAUAAAACACAGCUCAUCCUCGAAUGUGACGCGUUGCCAAAGUUGCUUGGGUUACUCUCGCACGCGAGAAAGCAUAUUAGGAAAGAGACUUGCUGGACGAUAUCGAACAUUACAGCAGGAAACUCAAACCAAAUCCAAAAAGCAGUAGAUAGCGGAGUUCUGCCAGCGUUGGUGACGCUAUAUAAGGAAAGACCAGAUUUUGAUGUGAAGAAGGAGGUAUUAAGUUUUUGACUACAAAAUCUGAUUUGAUACAAGCACAACAGCAUCCUUUUGUAGGAUUGGAUGCAGCUUUGGUUUAGUUUGUAGUACUUCUAUGCUCGGUCGUGACGACUUUGUGAUUACUUUAUGAUUGAAAAUAUUUAUCCUUUCCUCCUCCACAUCAAUAAGUUUCCUUUCAUUAUCAUCUUUCUACUUCUUAUCCAACAUUAUAAUCUGUUUCUAUAGAUCGUGUGGGUCUUCCGUAACGCCUUAGCCUCUGGCCUUCCGUCACAGCUGAAGUAUAUGCUAGAACGUGGCUGCCUGGAGAUGCUAGUGGACAUGUUGGACAUAUCUCAAGGUGGCUCUUUGACGGCAUCAGGCGCCGCCAUCCAGCAAGCGGACAAGCGCAUCCUCAUGGCCGCUAUCGAAGGAAUUCAUUACGUCCUGGAACGAGGCGUGGCGCUCACAAACAACGACCCCAGUCCUUUCUGCGUGCGCUUGCAGGAAACCGAGGGAGUGGAGAGGCUGAGGAUAUUGAGGGACGAGUUUGCACCGGAAAGCGUGUCAGUGGCAGCAAAUCACAUUUUACAAAUGUACUUCCCAGAAGUGGACGAUGCCUGUGUCGCAGACGAACAACCAGAGUCACAGAACAAUUUCGCACAUCAAGGGCCUCAUGAGACUACUGUGCAUCAAAAGGGCAUAACAUCAAGCGGAGGUCGUGUAGUUCCUAAUACUGCAGGAGCUUUCGGCUCUAUGCACCAGCAGGAGGCUUUUGGUUCGUCUAUAAAGACUGGCGCAUUCUCCUUUGGAACAAGCAAUUAGAAACUUUCAGACCUCCUACUUGGAGUACAUCAGCACAUGAUUUAACUCAAAUCAAGACUCCAGCAACCCAUCAUUUCGUCUUUCCUCAAAAAUGUUCAGAAAGAACGUCUCAGAUGAUUGUCCUGUCCUCCAGCUCCACGAGUCGAUCCACAGAUUGGUCCACAGAGCAGUUAUAUUAACAUAACGAAGAGACACUUCUAGUUCUGCAUCGGAUUGAGGUGGAUGAUAACAGUGUUAAAGCUUGAGCACUAGAGGAGGUGCAAUGAUGAUGACAUCCAUCGUCGUUGCCGGGAUCUGUCGCAGAGAGUAGCUGAUCAGUUAGAGUGGGUGAAUCUGUAUGACUACAGGGUCCAUUUUUUCUUUUGAGUGUGUAAAAUCGAGUAUUGAGUAGAAGGAGAGUUUUUGGAUUUAUCUUUGAUCGAGUAGAAGGAGAGCUUGAAGUCCAUCUGGGUACUCUACUAGAGUCUGUAGUUUUUCUAGUUCGUUCUAGUUGUUGCUUUGAAGAAUAUCCUCUGGUAAAGGUAAUAUAGAGUGACGAGAUCAUGAACCCGUGAACCACAACACCCAGUCGUUUUUCAACAGGGAACUCCUUGUGAUUGAGCGACGAAUGCCUGCUUGUUAUGGCGAAUACCUGUUUAGUAAAUGAAAAUAUAUCAAUUGCUUGCAUCUACUCGUAGACUUAUCCCUUCAAGCAAUAUAUUACUGUGCAUCUGAAAAUAGAAGAAACUAGCAGGUUGGCACAAUGAUCAAAAUCGGAUGUAUUUUCUCAGUGACAUAGAAACUUUAGGAUUGAAUAAGAAUAGCGUGCGAUGAAGCGACAUGCAAUUUGGCACUUUCUGCUCCUUCAGCGUUUUUGCGCGUCGUGACUCGUGAAUGGACAACAUGGCAUCUCCGAGAAAAAUGCAUGUCGUUGUCCGGAAUGCGCUUACCGGUGAUGUUCUGUCUCCUGUCGCAAGCGAUGAUGACAACCACGAUGAGACAGCUGGCGCACGCCGUUCCGGAAGUGUAGCUGGUCCAGGAAAGUUGGGUAGUGAAGAUGUUGAAGGACAUGACUUUGUGCCGUUUUUUUGUAGCUUCGAGCCCCGCACCAUGUGCGUCCGCGAUCUCAAGCGCCUAGUCGCGAGAAAGCUGACAUCGCGACUGCGGGAAGAAGCCCAACCAGGUGUACCAGCAGACACGAUUCAUCAUGAGAACGUAAUUCUUGUCGACGAACAUCACCCUGAGGAGGAGGAAAAUUCAAAGUCGGCAAAAAACACUGAAUGCGAGGAGGAUGUGCAUGUUCUAGGUGAAGAUACUGCAAUGACAAUGCAAGCGGAGGGAAACGGCGAGAGUGAUAAUUUUGUCUCGGAUCCGUUUGCCGAAGAAGUGAAAAUAUUCAUAGACGAGCGCUAUGCUUAUCAAUUAAGCUCUGAAGAUGUGGCAGAGGAGAAUAAGCAACAGCAGAACGGUGGCCGAGGAAUGAAAGAGAAUCGCGAACACGUAGAUACAACUAUUUCAUUCGCCUACGUUGUUCGAACCUACAAGCCCUUCGAGUCAAAGGCAGCUUUGCAAGUCGCUAUAGCCUGUCACGCAUUCGCAUCUUUGUCGGAUCUAAGAGGUAUCAAUAAAUACGCUGAUCUUGAUUUUGAGGAGCUCGACGAGCUUCGCCUGAGACUUCAACCGCAUGCAGCGCGCGCGUGGAGGAGUGUCAUCUUGGGCAACUACGGCCCAGUGCGACUUUGGAACCUUUCUCAAACAGAGGACCUCACUUGCUUAUUCCAGGAUCUCCAUACUGGAAUGUUUAGUCAGCAUCUGCCCUACCAAGAAUUAUGGGAUAAGGCAAGUGCCGAGCAAAGGGAAGCGCAUAAAGCGUGGCUUGUUUAUGCGCCGCGAGACUAUGGCGACUUCAUGGCCAGGGGCCUUAGCGCUAUUUUGGACACGUUCAAGGAGACAUUUGCGAGAGAGGACAUGACUGCAUGGAACGUUUCCGGAGUGAAAUUAGGGCUCAACUUCUUAACCCAUUUUUACAAGUCCUGCUCAACUUCUUAAUUCCUUUUUACAAGUCGGUCCUUCUCAUGGUUUCUUUGGUUUUUUACGAUUUGGAAAAAAAGGAAACAAGAAGUGAUAAGUACACUUGGCGCGCUAAGGAAAAACUUGGAUGGGAUGUUCCAUGACUUCGCCAACUUCGAUGCUGAUCUUGUUAAGGCUCCCGCCAAUUCUCAUCUCUGGCUGCAUCCCUGUAAAGAAUUCUAGCCGAUGAAUAUUCGUACAGAGAUGAGGCAAUCAGUAUACAUAGAUAGAGAUGGGGCAAUCUUUGGCAGCCCUAAUUCGUGUGGCUGGGACGUAUCGAAAGCCACCUCAAUGGCGAGCAUGUUCCAGGACUGUGAUCAAUUCAGAGUUAAGGGUUUUCGCAUUUCAUCCUACACUAUCAUACUUGACUUGUUUCCCGAUAGGAAAGAAGUGAAGGAUAUUUUGGAGAAUACAAUAGCGCAACCACUAACAGAGGUCGCGGGCUGGAAAGGUGGGACGUGUCAAGUGUGACCGAUAUGGAUUUCAUGUUUUCUGGCAAUUCCGCUCUUGAUGCGUUCUUGGGUCGCUGGGACGUGUCCUCGGUGCGAAGCAUGAGGGGCGUGUUCAGAUAUGCCACUGCGAUGACGGGGGGAGGCAUAAGUGCGUGGAAUGUCGCAAACGUCACAGAUAUGAGGGACAUCUUCUGCGGAGCUUCUUCGUUCAACGAACCAAAUUUAGGGAAAUGGAACGUCGCUGCUGUGGAGAGAGUUCAGGAUGCGUUCUAUGAUGUACCAUUCGCGCAGCCGCUUAAUGACUGGGAUCUAUCGAAAGCAUUUUUCGGAGAUUGGCUAGAUGACGGAAAGAAAGCUACGCCGACCCGCUCUCAUUCAGCAUUUAUCGACGUUUAUUUGGGGCUCGACACUUCCAGACUUCCUCGCUCUCUCUGGCCGCGCGAUCCCACGAAGAAAUCCACAGAAGGUCACAUUGCAGUGCCUCCCGUGUCCCGAGCCUCUGCGUCUAAAUCUCCUCCAUGGACUGUUGAGUCGACGGAAAUGUUAUCAGGACUUGCCGCCCGCGAAGCGCCUCCCUCGUGGCUGGAGACAGCGGCACCGCCUUGCUGCUGCGGUCGCAAGGCCGCUUGAUUGAUGUCCUUAUAUAUAUUUAAGAUGGAGGGGCUGCAGCUUGGGCGUGAUUUUGCUAUGAUAAGUUUGCUCUAACAUGCACACUUAUUUAGAUGUAGGUGUGCUUUUGUGCUCGUUUGUAGUUUUCUUCCCACUUUUUUCAUGCUCCUAAAAACGUUACUCAGGCAGAGGCCUCGACACCCACCAAAACACGAAAAGCGCAUCUCAAAUCGACUCACUGACUUCUAUCACAGCAGAGUUUGCUGCUGACCGUGGCACCUCUAAUAGACUGUCAAAAGCAGAAAACAGAACAAAAAGUCAGAAGCAUAGCCAUAGGGGUCCCGCAAUUUGAUCAUCUGUUAUUAUAUAUAAUUCUCCUCUUGAGCAGGAAAGAGGCAGUUCCAAUCUGUAGUUCCGAUCUGUAGAGAUCGAGUUUCAACUUCUAAAAACUGGGUGUUCGCUCGAGAGGCGGCAUUCAGCUUCCAUGAGUGAAAAUCUUUACGAUUGGUGAGGAGCGCUCGCUGCUAAGUCUGUCACAGAGACUACCUUCACCCAGACCAUGCCAAGCCAAUCUGUAAUCAAUGGAGAAAAAAAGUUGAUCUAUCGGAGAAGAGAUACUGAGCUAUCGGAGAAGAGAUAGUGAAUAUGUACUAUCAAAGCUUAGGGGAGCAAUCGGUGAGGGAAAAUGAUGAAGGAGGCCGCCUGAGGGUAUAAAGCGACGGCGAUGUCAAAAGCCAUUUCUGACUCUGUUGAGUGAUUCUCGUUCAAGCAAGAGAGUCAAGGCCUUUGCCAUACUUUUCUUGUCAUCGUACUGUUGUUGCGAAUUCCCGAUAAAGAGUGGAGCCUGAUAAAAAGUGGAGACUUUGACUUUCAGCGAAUUGUUUCCUUCGAGAUGGAUGCUCCCAGCCACAUGAUCUAUCAAGUCCAUUGGUAUAAAUAUACAGAGAGCCUGGCAAGUAGACAAAGAGCCAAGGGGGCUAUGAUAUUAUAAUAUUUAUUUCAGUGUUUCUUUAUCCAUUGAAAUUGCUUGAUAUUGUAAUAUUUAUUUCAGUGUUUCUUUAUCCAUUGAAAUUGAUUGAACAAGAAAAGCGUGUCAUGAAGCUAGAUAUUCUUCUCCGUCGUUGGUCCUGCUGUUUAUUCCUUGUGUAGAUUGAUAACGACACGACACCCAACAAGUAGAGGAGCGUGAGAAGUACAAUUAGCGUGUGAUUUUUUCGUCUGAUUUUUUCUCUGGUCGUUCAGCUUCAGUGUUCUUUCUCUUAUUUUUGCCUCAUGAGUGUGUCCCCUCGCGAAGCCGUUGCACCUUAGGUUGUGCCUUAGUUGUUCUACAGAGGCUAUUGCAAUAUAGUUCUCUCCGAUAGUCGUAGUUUUUGGCCGUUGUGAUACGGUUUUCUUGCUCCCCCGGUAUGUAAGUUUUUAAAUGGGGUUAUUUAAGUACUUGAAUGGGAGGCAGCAUGUAGUCCUAUGGAAAAAAAAAAAACCUAUGGAAAAAAAAACACCGAGCAAUCUGGCAUGAGUGAUGCCCUUGAGCUUGAACUUGAACAGUAGAUAGAGUUGCUACAACUGCAGAGACACAUGAGGGCAUGGCAUCUCCGAAAAGAAUUCACGUCGUUGUCCGGAGUGCGCUCACCGCUGAUGCUUUGUCUCCCGUCGCGAGUGAUGACGACGAGCACGACGGGGCAGCGGGUGCUCGCAGAUCGUCUGGAGGUGUGUCUGGUCCAGGACAGUACGAUUUGGGUGGUGAAGAUGCUGAACCGUUUUUCUGUAGCACCAAGCCUCGCACCAUGUCCGUCCGCGAUCUCAAGCGCCUAGUGGCGAGAAAGCUGACGUCGCGACUGCGGGAAGAAGCCCAACCAGGUGUACCAGCAGACACGAUUCAUCAUGAGAACGUAAUUCUUGUCGGCGAACAUCACCCUGAGGAGGAGGAAAAUUCAAAGUCGGCAAAAGAUACUGAGAGCGAGGAGGGUGUGCAAGGUGAAGAUACUGCAAUGACAAUGGAGGCGGAGAGAAAGAGCGAGAGCGAUAAUUUUGUCUCGGAUCCGUUCGCGGAAGAUGUGAAAAUAUUCAUAGAGGAUCGCUUUGCAGCUGAACAAUUAUACUCUGAAGAUGUGGCAGAGGAGAAUAAGCACGAGCAGAACGGUGGCCGAGGAAUGAGAGAGAAUCGCAAACACCUAGAAACAACUAUUUCAAUCGCCUACGCUGUUCGAACCUACAAGCCCUUCGAGUCAACGGCAGCUUUGCAAGUCGCUAUAGCCUGUCACGCAUUCGCAUCUUUGACUUUGUCGGAUCUAAGAGGUAUCAGUAUUGAAUACGGUGAUCUUGAUUUUGAGGAGCUCGACGAGCUUCGCCUGAGACUUCAACCGCAUGCGGCGCGCGCGUGGAGGAGUGUCAUAUUGGCCAAGUACGGCCCAGUGCGAGUUUGGAAUCUUUCUCAAGUGGAGGAUCUGCGCGAAGUCUGCCCCGAAAUCCAAUGGAGUUUUGGCUACCGAAGGUUAUGGAGGUUCAUUGCAAGUGCCGAGCAAAAGAAAGCCCAUAAAGCGUGGCUUGUUGACUACCCGGGAGACUAUGACGACCGCAACUUCUUGGCCAGGGGCCUUAACUGUAUUUUGGAGAUGAGCAAGGUGGUAUUUGCGAGAGCGGACGUAAGUGCAUGGAACGUUUCCGGAGUGAAAUUAAGGCGCAACUUCUUAACUUAAAUUUUGAAACGUCAGUCCUUCUCACUCGUGUUUCCCUUUUUUAGCAUUUUGAGAAAAUGGAAGCAAGAGGUGAUAAGUACACUCGGCGCGCUAAGGAAAAACUUUGUUGGGAUGUUCAGUGGCUUCGCCAACUUCGAUGCUGAUCUUGUUAAGGCUCCCGCCAAUUCUCAUCUCUGGCUGCAUCCCUGUAAAGAAUUCUAGCCGAUGAAUAUUCGUGCAGAGAUGAGGCAAUUAGUAUACAGAGAGAUGAGGCAAUCUUUGGCAGCCCUAAUUCGUGCGGCUGGGACGUAUCGAAAGCCACCUCAAUGGCGAGCAUGUUCCAGGGAUGUGCUCGAUUCAGAGUUACGGGUUUUUACAUUGCAUCCUGCACUAUCAUGCUUGACUUGUUUCCCGAUAGGAAAGAAGUGAAGGAUGUUUUGAAGAAGGCAAUAGUGCUACCACUAACAGAGGUCGCGGGCUGGAAAGCUGGGACGUGUCAAGUGUGACCGAUAUGAGUUACAUGUUUUCUGGCAAUUGCGCUCAUAAUGCGUUCUUGGGUCGCUGGGACGUGUCCUCGGUGCGACGCAUGAGGGGCGUGUUCAAUGGUGCCUUUGCGAUGAGGGGGGGAGGCAUAAGUGCGUGGAAUGUCGCAAACGUCACAGAUAUGAGCUACAUCUUCUCCAGAGCUUCUUCGUUCAACGAACCAAAUUUAGGGAAAUGGAACGUCGCUGCUGUGGAGAGAGUUGAAGGUGCGUUCUGGGGUGCGACAAAAUUCGCGCAGCCGCUUAAUGAUUGGGAUCUAUCAAAAGUAUUCAACAAUUGGCGAGAUGCAAGAAGUAGAAGAGGCGAUCGUGGUCCUCCCGCUCCUCUCUUGUCCCUUACGUUUGAUUCAUUCAUGUCUCACAUUUGGUGUGGCAUCCACACCUACUCUCACGACACUGGCGUUUGCAAGCUUUCUCGCGCUCUCUGGCCGCGCGAUCCCACGAAGGAAACCACAGAAGGCCACAUUGCAGUGUCUCCCAUGUCCCGAGCCUCUGCUUCUAAAUCCUCUCCGCAUAAUGAGAUUGCUGAGUCGACGGAAAGGCUUUCAGGACAUUCCCGCGAACCGCCCCCCUCGUGGCUGGAGACAGCGGCACCGCCUUGCUGCUGCGGUCGCAAGGCCGUUUGAUUGAUGUCUUCAUAUAAAAUAGAGAGGCUGCAGCUUGGGCGUGAUUUUGCUAUGAUGCAUCACCAAGACCUAGAGGUGCUGAUCGACGCGUGUUGGGCGUUGAGCUACUUUUCCGAUGGUACUACUGACCCGAUGACUGCAUCUGUUGAUGAUGUUGAAUUUAAAGGAGUUGCAUAUAGCACAGGGGAUAGACAUUGAGAAGUUAUACGUCGACGUGCAGCUCCUACUUUGAUUAAGUAUAAUAGUUCAACUCUCUAACUCUAUUGAUACAUGCCAGGUGACCGUGCAGGAGAGCGAAUUGACGCUAUGAUCAGCGCCGGUGUUUGUAGACGGGCUUGCGAGCUGCUAUCUCAUGCCGAUUAUCUCGUUUUCAUUCCUGUGUUGCGUCCAGUGGGGAACAUGUGCGUGGGGAACGAUUAUCAGACUGAUGUAUUUCUGACUUUGUGAUCCUUCCUAUCUGAAACAGCAUGUACAAUGUGUCAACGUCUUCAAUAUCAACGUCUUCAUCAUCGGAAGUUCUGAUUUUGAAUUGGAGUUUCUUUCUCUCUCAAUGAUUGAGAUGUUCACUUGCAACCAACAUCCUCUCUCUUCAGCACUUGCAUCGUCAUCAUCCCUAUUGGAACAACGUCAACUACGUACUGAUAAAACACAGCUCAUCCUCGAAUGUGACGCGUUGCCAAAGUUGCUUGGGUUACUCUCGCACGCGAGAAAGCAUAUUAGGAAAGAGACUUGCUGGACGAUAUCGAACAUUACAGCAGGAAAUUCAAACCAAAUCCAAAAAGCAGUAGAUAGCGGAGUUCUGCCAGCGUUGGUGACGCUAUAUAUAUAAGAAAAGACCAGAUUUUGAUGUGAAGGAGGAGGUACUAAGUUUUUGACUACAAAAUCUGAUGGGAUACAAGCACAACAGCAUCCGUUUAUGGGAUGCAGCUUUGGUUUAGUUUGUAGUGCUUCUAUGCCCGGUCGUGACGACUUUGUGAAUUGUUUGUGAUUCAAAAUAUAUACUCAUCCUUUUCCUGUCCUCCUCCACAUCAAUUAGUUUCCUUUCAUUAUCUAUCAUCUGUCUACUUCGUAUCCAACAUAAUCUGUUUCUAUAGAUCGUGUGGGUCUUCCGUAACGCCUUAGCCUCUGGCCUUUCGUCACAGCUGAAGUAUAUGCUAGAACGUGGCUGCCUGGAGAUGCUAGUGGACAUGUUGGACAUAUCUCAAGGUGGCUCUUUGACGGCAUCAGGCGCCGCCAUCCAGCAAGCGGACAAGCGCAUCCUCAUGGCCGCUAUCGAAGGAAUUCACAUUACGUCCUGGAACGAGGCGUGGCGCUCACAAACAACGACCCCAGUCCUUUCUGCGUGCGCUUGCAGGAAACCGAGGGAGUGGAGAGGAUGAGGAUACUGAGGGACGAGUUUACAUCGGAAAGCGUGUCAGUGGCAGCAAAUUAUCACAUUUUCCAAAUGUACUUCCCAGAAGUGGACGAUGCCUGUGUCGCAGACGAACAACCAGAGUCACAGAACAAUUUCGCACAUCAAGGGCCUCAUGAGACUACUGUGCAUCAAAAGGGCAUAACAUCAAGCGGAGGUCGUGUAGUUCCUAAUACUGCAGGAGCUUUCGGCUCUAUGCACCAGCAGGAGGCUUUUGGUUCGUCUGUAAAGACUGGCGCAUUCUCCUUUGGAACAAGCAAUUAGAAAGUUUCAGACGUCCUACUUGGAGUACAUCAGUACAUGACUUAACUCAAAUCAAGACUCCAGCAACCCAACAUUUCGUCUUUCCUCAAAAAUGUUCAGAAAGAACGUCUCAUAUGAUUGUCCUGUCCUCCAGCCUCACCUCCACAUAGCAAGAAUCGAUCCACAGAUAGGUUCACAGAGCAGUUAAGUAUAUUAAUAUAACGAAGAGACACCUCUAGUUCUGCAUCGGAUUGAGGAUGAUAACAUUGUCAAAGCAUGAG
Molecule: messenger RNA, 12620 nt
Organism: Amoebophrya sp. A25
Lineage: Eukaryota; Dinophyceae; Syndiniales; Amoebophryaceae
Source: the annotation of a GenBank genome assembly